AUGGCACCAACAUUUUCCUUCUUCUUCUUAUGCAUUUCCCUAACCCUAAUUCCCUUCUCCAUUGCUAAUGUCGAAAGUGAUGCUCUCUAUGCCUUUAAGCAAAGCCUUUCUGACCCCAAUAACGCUCUUGAGUCUUGGGAUAAUUCCCUUGUUGAUCCUUGUACUUGGUUCCAUAUCACUUGUGAUGGAGACCAAAGUGGUAGUGUUAUUCGAGUGGAUCUUUCAAAUCAGAACCUAACUGGACAUUUGGUACCUGACCUUGCAAAUCUGCAUGCUCUACAAUACCUUGAGUUGUACGGAAACAACAUUCAAGGAACCAUUCCUCCAGAGCUUGGAAGCCUAAAGAGUCUAGUUAGCUUAGACUUGUACAAAAACAACUUAUCAGGCGAGAUCCCACCUUCACUUGGGUACUUGAACAAUGUUAUAUUCAUAAGAAUCAAUAACAAUCAUCUAGCCGGUGGUCUCCCGGAGUCACUUGGUACUCUUCAAAAGCUUAGGAUUCUGGAUGUCUCCAACAAUAACUUAUCUGGCCCAAUUUCGGCCAUAUUCCAAAAUAUUCCAAUAACAAAGAUCAAGGUCUUAUGUCCCAAUUUGGUGGAUUAUUCUGUCUCACUAAUAAAAUUAUAUCGUGUAGGCACCGAUAUGUCAAUUAUAAAUUUAUAA
Molecule: messenger RNA, 663 nt
Organism: Lotus japonicus
Lineage: Eukaryota; Viridiplantae; Streptophyta; Magnoliopsida; Fabales; Fabaceae
Product: leucine-rich repeat protein 1-like
Exons: 6
Coding region: 1-663 (220 amino acids)
Molecular function (GO): protein binding
Source: RefSeq, a predicted model, not a curated record